AUGUGGAGGAACUUGCUUAUACAGGCUAUAUAUCAAGUUACAGUCCUCCUUAUUUUUAACUUCUCUGGCAAGAUCGUUCUCAACUUGAAGAAUGAGCCGCAAGAACAUGCUAACAUGGUGAAGAAUACCGUGAUAUUUAAUGGAUUUGUUCUUUGUCAAAUAUUCAAUGAGUUCAAUGCUCGGAAACCAGAGGAGAUGAAUGUCUUUGAAGGGGUGACCAAAAACCACUUCUUCAUAGGCAUAGUGGGAACUACAUUUAUACUUCAGAUAAUCAUCAUCGAGUUCCUUGGAAAGUUCGCCACAACUGUUAAGCUGAGUUUGAAUCUAUGGCUAGUUUGCCUAGCCAUUGGCAUUUUCAGCUGGCCCCUUGCUGUUGUUGGAAAACUGAUUCCAGUUCCACAGACACCUCUAGCCAAGGUGUUCAUUAAGCCGUACCAGAGAUGUGUCGCAGCUCGUCGUAAUUCUAGUUAA
This is a messenger RNA of Fraxinus pennsylvanica, 471 nucleotides long. The record is from the annotation of a GenBank genome assembly. NCBI's taxonomy places the organism in Eukaryota, Viridiplantae, Streptophyta, Magnoliopsida, Lamiales, Oleaceae.